AUGGAGACCAAUCAGGAAACUUCCCUCUUCUUGGUGAAGAUCUUGGAGGAACUGGACAGCAAGCAAAAUACCGUUUCCUACCAGGACCUGUGCAAAUCCCUGUGCGCCCGCUUUGAUCUGUCCCAGCUCUCCAAACUGAGAAGCGUGCUCUUCUACACGGCUUGUCUCGAUCCCAAUUUUCCAGCCACGUUAUUCAAAGACAAGAUGAAAUGCACCGUGAACAACCAGCAAUCGAAGAAAAUCAUGGUGGCGGCAGAUAUCGUGACGAUCUUCAACCUCAUCCAGAUGAACGGGGCUACGGCCAAGGAGAAGCUCCCCAGCGGCCGGCAGAAGAUGUGCAAGAAGGAGGCGUCCUUUGACUCGGGCCGCUUGGACACGGAGCUCUGCACCGCGGCCGAGUGUGAGUCCCUCAGCUGCGAGCUGAGUGACCAGCCUUUCAGCCGGGGCUACCCCACCCGCCAGUCUUCCAAGUGCCGCAAGAUGGAUUGCAAGGACUGCCCGCAGUUUGUACUUGCCUCCGAGCCCAACUUCCUGCUGGGGGUCAGCAAAGAUGUGAAGAACCGGGCGGCUUCCCUGGACAGGCUGCAGGCUCUGGCCCCGUACUCGGUGGCCAGCCCUCAGCCCUGCGAGAUGCAGAGAACCUACUUCCCCAUGAACAUCGAGAGCGAGUCCAUGUCCGAUCAGGACUCCCUGCCCCUCACCCAGGGCAUCAAGGAGACUUUCAUUUCUAACGAGGAGGCCUUCGUGGUCCAGUCCUGUGUCCAGAAAAGGAACAUCUUCAAAGAGGACUUUCACAACCUGAUGACUGUGUCCCCCGGGUUGGCCAGCCCCGCUAACAAGGCUGAGGGCGAGCACGGGAAACCCCAGGGCCGAAAGGAGUCCCACAAGACCCCCUUCCCCAAUCACAGCUUUGAGAUGCCCUACAACAGCCAGUACCUGAAUCCCGAGUACUCCCCUGUUCCUGACAAAAGGCGGGCAAAGCACGAAAGCUUAGAUGACCUUCAAGCCUCCACGUAUUUUGGACCCACUCCAGUGAUGGGGACCCAGGAGGCCAGGCGCUGUCCGGGGAGGCCGGGCAAGCAGACCCCCUGGCCGGCCAAAAGCUGGAGCCUAAACACCGAAGAAGUUCCUGACUUUGAACGGUCCUUUUUCAAUAGAAAUCCCUCCGAGGAGAAGCUCCGCUAUCCAAAUCCCAGCAGCCAGACCCCCAACUUCCCAACCCCAGACAGGCGCCCAGCUUACCUCAUGCCGCAGGAGCAACAGCCAAUUCUCCCCGUCGGCUACGCGGCCAAGCCAAACGGGCUCAAAUCUAAAGAGAUCUCGUCCCCCGUUGACCUGGAGAAUCAUGAACCGGUCAAAAAGUUUAAAGACAAGAGCAUUAGCUGCACCAGCAGGCAGCUCAGCUCAGACACCAGUAGCGUGGGCACCCAGACCGAGCAGCAUGUCCUGGAGCCCAAGAAAUGCAAAGACUCGUGUGCCUCUGGGCAGGGCAAGUACAGUGACAGGCACGCCAUGAAGCAGUCAGAUGAUGACUCGGAAGUUGUCAGUGAUGACAUCAGUGACAUUUUCCGAUUUCUUGACGACAUGAGCAUCAGUGGCUCGACGGGAGUGAUACAGUCAUCCUGCUACAACAGCACAGGAUCUUUGUCUCAGCUUCACAAGUCAGACUGUGACAGUUCACCAGAGCACAACCUAACCAAAAUCGCCAACGGGCUCCCCAGCAGCAAAGGAGAAAAGGGCAACCGGCCUGAAAACAGCCACCACUCGGAAGAGGCGUUGAAGACCAGCGUGUGCAAACUGGUGCUCAGGAUCGGUGAAAUUGAACGGAAGCUUGAAUCGCUGUCGGGUGUCCGCGAGGAGAUCUCCCAGGUCCUGGGCAAGCUCAAUAAACUGGAUGAGAAGAUACAGCAGCCCGAGAAGGUGAGUGUGCAGAUAGAUCUGAAUUCCUUGACCAGCGAGGCUCCGUCCGAUGAGAGCGCCUCUCCCCGGAUGUUCCGUGCACACAAUGGCUCCCACGGGCCCAAACUGGAGAACUCGGCUGACUGGUGCUGCUCAGACGCCAGCGGAAGCAACAGCGAAAGCCUUCGUGUCAAGGCGUUAAAAAAAAGCCUCUUCACCAGGCCAUCCUCCAGGUCCCUGACGGAGGAGAACAGCGCCACAGAAUCCAAAAUCGCCAGCAUCUCCAAUUCGCCCAGGGACUGGCGCACCAUCACUUACACCAGCCGUGUGGGCGUCGGAGAGGAGGAUGUCAAAGACAGAGGCCCUGGGGAGAGUAAGGACUGGCAUCGAAAAUCUAAAGAGGCAGACAGGCAGUAUGACAUGCCCCCGCAGCACCGACUGCCCAAGCAGCCCAAAGAUGGCUUCCUGGUGGAGCAGGUGUUCAGCCCUCACCCCUACCCCGCCUCCCUCAAGGCCCACAUGAAGAACAACCCUCUGUACACAGACAUGCGGCUGACGGAGCUGGCGGAGGUGAAGCGGGGCCAGCCUUCCUGGACCAUCGAGGAGUAUUCUCGCAACGCGGGCGAGAAGGGCAAGCUGACAGCCCUGGACCUGCAGACUCAAGAAUCUUUAAACCCAAACAACUUAGAAUACUGGAUGGAAGAUAUUUAUACUCCAGGCUACGACUCAUUACUAAAAAGGAAAGAAGCCGAGUUCAGACGAGCCAAGGUCUGCAAGAUCGCUGCUCUGAUCGCUGCAGCCACGUGCACAGUCAUUCUGGUCAUCGUCGUGCCCAUCUGCACAAUGAAAUCAUGA
This is a messenger RNA of Eubalaena glacialis (North Atlantic right whale), 2754 nucleotides long. RefSeq names its product membrane integral NOTCH2 associated receptor 1 (gene MINAR1). Gene Ontology annotation, biological process: negative regulation of TOR signaling; negative regulation of cell population proliferation. The transcript has 3 exons. Bases 1 to 2754 code for a protein of 917 amino acids. Gene Ontology annotation, cellular component: plasma membrane. The record is from RefSeq and is a predicted model, not a curated record. NCBI's taxonomy places the organism in Eukaryota, Metazoa, Chordata, Mammalia, Artiodactyla, Balaenidae.